AUGAAAGGCUUCGUCGCAUUCACUAGUGCACUUGCCGCAGGGCUCGUGUCAGCAGAUGCGACUCUAUUGACACAGCAGGCUUGGAGGAUCCAUCCUGUCGUGGAUGCGUGUCCUUCAACACCACUUCUCACAAAUCCAGCCUGCCAACGCUGGCCGCCACCACCAGCAGCAUCUCACGCUCCGCCCGUCGCACAAGCACCUCCCCAAAAUAUAACAUCACAUCCAUACGAAUGGCGCGGCGGCACACAGUGCAUAGGCCCCUACUGCCUCUAUCACAACCGCGGCUACGCCCACUCCCGCGGCAUCGUCCUGCUGACCACAGCCCCGGCCCUCGCGCACCUCAAGCACACGCUCGCCGCCGCGCCGCCCCCUGCGCCGCUCCCGGAAUCCCUCUUCGCAGCCGUCGACAUGCCGGGCAAGGGCGUCGGCCUCGUCGCGCAAGCGCCCAUCCCCGCGGGCACCCCGCUCAUCGCCUCGCCGCCCGUGCUCCUCGUCCACCGCGCCUUCUUCGAGCGGCCCCCCGCCGACGCCGCCGUCCUCUACGACCAGAUCCCCGCCCUGCUGCCGGCGGCCGCGCGCCGUGCCCUGCUGCGCCAGAUGGGCGGCUCGGUGCGCGGCAUCGUCGCGACGAACGCCUUCCAGGUCGACGUCGGCGGCGACGUGGCGGGCGGGCAUCAUCACCAUUUCGGCGUGUUUCCGGCCAUUUCACGGCUCAAUCACGACUGUGGGCCAAAUGCCGCGGCCUGGACGGACAAGACGGGCCUUGUGCACCGGGCGUUCGCUUCGAAGGACAUUGCGGCCGGGGAGGAGAUUAGCAUCUCGUACGUCGACGCGCUGGCGCCGCGCGCCGAGAGGAGGGCGCGAAUGGCGGGGUCUUGGGGCUUCGAGUGUGGCUGUCGUCGGUGUGCUGCUGGUGACGAGAGUGAUGCUAGGGUUGCGGAGAUCAAGGCGCUCGAGGCGAGGCUUGGUGAUGUGGCGGCAAAGGUGACGAUGGGGGAUAUUGAGCGAUACCUGGAGCUGAUGAAGGAGGAAGGGCUCGAGGGCAAGAUGGCGGGGGCGUACACGACGGCGGCGCUGAAUUACAGCCUUUUCGGGAAGCAGGGUCUCGCUGUGAGGCAUGCGCGACUGGCGUUGGAGUGCGGGUUGCGCGAGGAGGGGCCUCAUGCUGCAGACGUCGCGGCCAUGAGGGAGCUGGCAAAGGCGCCGAAGGAACACUUUACCUGGAGGGGGAGGGUGCGGUGA
Molecule: messenger RNA, 1242 nt
Organism: Verticillium dahliae VdLs.17
Lineage: Eukaryota; Fungi; Ascomycota; Sordariomycetes; Glomerellales; Plectosphaerellaceae
Product: Mcg1p
Exons: 1
Coding region: 1-1242 (413 amino acids)
Molecular function (GO): protein binding
Source: RefSeq, a predicted model, not a curated record